AUCGGUGAAGGCCCUUGUUCUCUUCGCACGAACCAAUCAGAUAAGGUGAAGAUCCCAGCCCGACGACAAACAGUCUCCUCAGCUCUCACCGAACUUCUGAAGCCUAUGUUUCGCAUUUUACAGUUGCAUCUCAAAUACAUCUCUUCUCAUGUGGGUCAUCGUAGACGACUGGCGCUUACUCCUACCCACAAAAGCCCCGAUCGUCAAAUCCGAGCACGCUGGUUGGCCCGGGCUCGAUGUCCGUCGUCAUUCCAUCGGACUGUAUGUCAACGCCGCUUUGCGAGUCAUUCGUCGCACGCACAUACCGCAAAGGAUUACCGAUACGUCCGUAUCCACAGGGCUAGCGACUAACGACCCGGUUCAAACAGAGGGUGAGGCUCGCAAACUAGGUCACGUACCCGUUUCAUGCUUUACACGUUUGGCCAAGCCCUGACACUUUGUGAUACUGUGAAGGUCGUUCUCCGUAUGCGACUAUCGCUCGUUCGUGAGAGUGCCCUCCCUGUAGAUUGGUAAAUGAGCAGAAAACCAGGCUGAGGUCACAUCUGGACCAUCAUGCCUUCUGAUGGGACAGCCUCAUAUCCGGUAUCUAGGCUUUCAUCUACUAGUUUAUUCGUCAUCCUGCGUCAUUCAGUGUGGCUGCAACACCCAUUGGCCGCAAGCCGCAAGCCAGUUCGCUUUCAAAACAUUCACCCUGCAAUAUCAAUAUCACCGCUUAAUCAGAUAACCGCGAACACAUUCUGCUAAUCUGAUCCACAGUAGCUAGCUGGAUAAUCGGUCAGAAGACCGCAAUGGUCGUCAUAUGUAAUGAUCGUUCCAUGCCCAUUUCCGAUCUUCGAGAACGUUGAUGUUCGCUUGUCGGACCUGUUACGCCAUUUUCACUUUUGUAUUCAGCUCGUCUCGAAUGCAAACUUUGAAACAUGAGCUAGUCCACUAUUGCGGAACUGUUUGUACGGGCGCUCCGUUCGUCCAACGCAAGGAGUGCCACUUGGUGUUAAACUUCCAACUUUGAUCACUAACGUUUUCUGUGUGCAUUAUUCGUAGGCUGGAACUCUCAUUUUGCGCUCUACACGGACGCCGUUGCUUCAAGAAGCCCAACCCCGACGUUCGCUCACCUUCUCCUCUCACCUAAGACUUAGAUACACACCCGCUACCAGCAUGCGGCCACCUGCGCCAUGUUCUCGGGUUCUUAUGUGCGGACCGGAAUCAGGCGCUCAGAGUCGACUCUGCAAGCCGGGCUGCAGCGGUGGGAGUGACGUUCGCAAUUGCCUCAUCGGCCGAUCCGUUAGCCCGGAACCAUAUCUCAAGAACUUAACUUAACUCCUCCGGCCCUC
This is a messenger RNA of Coniophora puteana RWD-64-598 SS2, 1331 nucleotides long. RefSeq lists its product as uncharacterized. The transcript has 6 exons. Bases 149 to 433 code for a protein of 94 amino acids. The record is from RefSeq and is a predicted model, not a curated record. Lineage: Eukaryota; Fungi; Basidiomycota; Agaricomycetes; Boletales; Coniophoraceae.